Molecule: messenger RNA, 2664 nt
Organism: Coregonus clupeaformis (lake whitefish)
Lineage: Eukaryota; Metazoa; Chordata; Actinopteri; Salmoniformes; Salmonidae
Product: keratin, type I cytoskeletal 17-like
Exons: 15
Coding region: 1-2460 (819 amino acids)
Molecular function (GO): structural molecule activity
Source: RefSeq, a predicted model, not a curated record
AUGUCUAUUGUAGCCAGUCGCAAUAGUAGCCGUAGCUACAGCUCAUGUAGCGGUGUCGGUUCGAGUGGCCUCAGUUCUACCGGUGGGAUGCAGUUUUCCAACGGUUUGGGAAGCGGUAGGUCCCGUAUGAGCGUGUCAUCUCUUGGGAGCAGUCGCGCGCCGAGUGUAUACGGAGGUGUGGGGGGAUACGGCACCCGUAUCUCUCAAUCCUCUUUCUCUAUGGACUGGCCAGGCCAGAUCACUUUCAGCGCCAACGAGAAGCAUACCAUGCAGAAUCUGAACGACCGUUUGGCCACCUACCUGGAAAAGGUGCACUCUCUAGAGGCAGCCAAUAGCAAGUUGGAGCUGCAGAUCAAAGAGUUCUACGAGAUGAGAUCACCGACUCACAAGAAGGACCUCAGUGGGUUCUAUGCCACCAUCGCAGACAUCCGCAACAAGAUCCAUGCCAGGUCUAUGGAGAACUCUCAGAUGAUCCUGUGUGUGGAUAAAGCCAGACUUGCAGCUGAUGACUUCAAGAUGAAGUUAGAGAAGGAGGCUAACAUGCGUAUGACGAUGGAAGGGGAUGUGGCUCGUCUGAGAGGAGUCCUAGACAGCUUUACGCAUGCCAGAGGAGACCUUGAGAUGCAGAUUGAUGGGCUGAAGGAGGAGCUGGUCUACCUCAGGAAGAACCAUGAGGAGGAGAUGCAUUUGAUGCGGACACAGCAGUGUGGUGCUGUGAAUGUGGAGAUGGACUAUUCUUCCUCAGUGGACAUGAGCAAGGUGCUGGAGGAGAUGAGGACCCAGUAUGAGGGCAUGGUGGAGAAGAACCAGAGAGAUGCUGCCAAGUGGUUCGAGAGCAAGGUGGAGGUGCUUCAGAACCAGAUCACCACCAGCACCACGGAGGUCAAGACCUCUCAGUCUCAGGUGACCGACCUGAAGAGGACCUUCCAGAGCCUGGAGAUUGAACUGCAUGGCCUGCUCACUCAGGAGGUCAGGAAAGUGACCAUGGUUGAGAAGGUCCAGGAAGUACAACACGUCCAGGAAGUGGUGGAAGCUCGAGGACACAAAAGGGGGUAUUUUACAUGUCGCCUCACACUCGGAAAAACGCACUUUAACCUCCCAGGACGCAUCGCCAGACUAUCUCUCGCCAUGUCUUUUGUAGCCAGUCGCAAUAGUAGCCGUAGCUACAGCUCACGUAGCGGUGUCGGUUCGAGUGGCCUCAGUUCUACCGGUGGGAUGCAGUUUUCCAACGGGUUGGGAAGCGGUAGGUCCCGUAUGAGCGUGUCAUCUCUUGGGAGCAGUCGCGCGCCGAGUGUAUACGGAGGUGUGGGGGGAUACGGCACCCGUAUCUCUCAAUCCUCUUUCUCUAUGGACUGGCCAGGCCAGAUCACUUUCAGCGCCAACGAGAAGCAUACCAUGCAGAAUCUGAACGACCGUUUGGCCACCUACCUGGAAAAGGUGCACUCUCUAGAGGCAGCCAAUAGCAAGUUGGAGCUGCAGAUCAAAGAGCUCUACGAGAUGAGAUCACCGACUCACAAGAAGGACCUCAGUGGGUUCUAUGCCACCAUCGCAGACAUCCGCAACAAGAUCCAUGCCAGGUCUAUGGAGAACUCUCAGAUGAUCCUGUGUGUGGAUAAAGCCAGACUUGCAGCUGAUGACUUCAAGAUGAAGUUAGAGAAGGAGGCUAAAAUGCGUAUGAUGACGGAAGGGGAUGUGGCUCGUCUGAGAGGAGUCCUAGACAGCUUUACGCAUGCCAGAGGAGACCUUGAGAUGCAGAUUGAUGGGCUGAAGGAGGAGCUGGUCUACCUCAGGAAGAACCAUGAGGAGGAGAUGCAUUUGAUGCGGACACAGCAGUGUGGUGCUGUUUAUGUGGAGAUGGACUGUUCUUCCUCAGUGGACAUGAGCAAGGUGCUGGAGGAGAUGAGGACCCAGUAUGAGGGCAUGGUGGAGAAGAACCAGAUCACCACCAGCCCCAUAGCGGUGAAGACGUCUCAGUCUCAGGUGACCGACCUGAAGAGGACCUUCCAGAGCCUGGAGAUUGAAAUGCAUGGCCUGCUCACUCAGAAGGGGUACCUGGAGCAGAGCGUCACUGAUAUAAAUGGUCGCUACGGCUCCCAGCUGAGCCAGCUGCAGGUUCAUAUCAACAGCAUGGAGGAGGAACUGCAGCAGCUCAAUGUCAGCAUCCAGCCGCAGGCCCCCGAGUACCAGAUCCUCCUGGACAUCAAGAUGAGUCUGGAGAUGGAGAUCGCUGAGUACAGGAGGCUGCUGGAUGGAGAGGGACUCAGUAGGCAUGUGGAGACCCGACAGGAGAUCAGGAAAGUGAUCAUGGUUGAGAAGGUCCAGGAAGUACAACAUGUCCAGGAAGUGGUGGAAGAGUACAACCAACACAUGCAGAAGCGUGUGAGGGUGAUCGUGGAGGAGAUGGUGGAUGGGAAGGUGGUGUCCACCUCAGUUGAUGAGAAGGUCCAGGAUAUAAACUGAGAAGGUCAGAUAGUUCCGGAAUCUGGUGAAGUGGUAAUGGACCACACAUACCCCUGCAAACGGGGGUUCAAGCCUCGUCUCUAUAUAUAUGUCAUGGUCGCACACUGUAAUAUUUCCCUUUUGGCAGGAUUGCAUCAGCUGAAUGAUAACUGAUGUAAUUUACUCAUGUUACCUUAUACCUCUUACAGUGGGGGAAAAAAGUAU